UUAGGACGUGAAAAUAAAUAAAUACAGAGAAUGACUAUGUUAUAAAAUUCAAGAUAAAUUCUCAUAAAUAUUAUCCUUCUACAAGAACAACUUAAAACUUCCCAUUUCCUUUUCUUUUUCUUUUGCAUUCUAAUAAAAAGAAUAUGUUUGCUAAAUUGUGUAUUUUCUUUUUGAUUGCGAUCACAACUAUGGUCGUAGGAGUACCUCUAGAGGAAUCAACAAAGAAUGGGACUUUGAUUUCCAAAAGAACAACAGCUCCCGUCUGUAAAGACCAUAACUACAGUGAGCUUGUAAACGCCUGGUGUGCCACGAAGUCAUCAAUGACGGUUAUAUGCGCAAAUGAAGAUUUGCCAGGCACUUUUACAUCAGAUACUAUUCAAUGUAAUGGCGCCGAAGUUUGUGUUGAUUAUUUUUUAACAGAGAACAACGCACAAGCACAGUGUGCUAGCUUGUACAUGAAAUGGGACAAUAAAGAUGGUUUAAUUUCCUGUUCAGGUACCUCUUUAUAUGGAAAUGGAAAAACAUUCGAUAUAUCAGUCGGAGUGACAACAUAUGAUGUGGAUGGGAAUCCGAUACAAGUAGAUCAAAUUGCUAUAUAUCUGAAUAAUCAAGAAAUUGCAACUACCUCGAAUCUACACAAUGUAAGCACAAUACUCCAGGAUUAUGAAGAUGGAGUUUUUGAAUCAUGUUUCGCAUUUAGAGGUACUGCGAGAGUAACUGGUUAUUUCGCUGCUUUUGGGGCUACGGCUUAA
Rhizophagus irregularis DAOM 181602=DAOM 197198 is the source of this 752-nucleotide messenger RNA. RefSeq lists its product as uncharacterized. Lineage: Eukaryota; Fungi; Glomeromycota; Glomeromycetes; Glomerales; Glomeraceae. The record is from RefSeq and is a predicted model, not a curated record.